AUGACACUCCACGGUGUCCUCCAGGAUUUCGGCGGCAUUGUGUCCGUGCGCUUCAUUAUAGGUAUCUUUGAGGUUGGUCUCUUCCCAGGCGCAGUAACUAUGCUCAACAAGUGGUACACCAAGUACGAGCUAGCUACGAGGCUGUCUCUGUUCUACACGGCUUCUGCCCUCUCGGGCGCUUUCUCGGGCUUGCUGGCUUAUGCAAUUGCCAAGAUGGAUGGUGUUGCUGGCCAGGAGGGUUGGAGAUGGAUCUUCCUCCUCGAGGGUAUAACCACUGUUCUCAUGGGUGUCAUCACCCCCUUUUUACUUCCUGAUACCCCCGAAAGAAGGCCCAAAUGGCUGACGGAGGAGGAGUCUGACUACCUCAUCCGCCGUAUAGUAGCAGAGAAUGGCGGCGAAAGAGCGAACGAGGAGGGCCAGAAGCUUACCCUCGCCCUCAUCAAAGACGUUGUUACUGAUUGA
Fusarium verticillioides 7600 is the source of this 462-nucleotide messenger RNA. RefSeq lists its product as hypothetical. Gene Ontology annotation, cellular component: membrane. The transcript is spliced from 2 exons. Gene Ontology annotation, molecular function: transmembrane transporter activity. Bases 1 to 462 code for a protein of 153 amino acids. NCBI's taxonomy places the organism in Eukaryota, Fungi, Ascomycota, Sordariomycetes, Hypocreales, Nectriaceae. The record is from RefSeq and is a predicted model, not a curated record. Gene Ontology annotation, biological process: transmembrane transport.